GCAUUCAAAGAGGGAUACGAUUUUGUCAGGGUAAAUUGUAUUUGCUCCAUAACAACUCGGCUAGUAAUCAUGACGAACCAACUUUGUAAGCUGUUUGUCGGUGGAUUGAACGUCGAGACUACAGACGAUGGACUUCGGCAACAUUUCGAGCAGUACGGCCAGUUAACUGACUGCGUAGUGGUCCAGAACCAGCAGCUACAAAGGUCCCGGUGCUUCGGCUUUGUAACCUACUCAAGCGGGGAGGAGGCCGAUGCAGCCAUGGCCGCCAGGCCACAUGUCGUCGAUGGUACCAACGUGGAGUUAAAAAGGGCGGUUGCACGGGAAGAUGCCGGUAGGCCAGAGGCACUCGCCAAAGUUAAAAAAAUAUUUAUCGGUGGGUUGAAAGACGACAUAGAAGACGACCAUUUGAAUGAUUAUUUCUCUCAAUUCGGGGCAAUUGAGAAGGCCGAAGUAAUCAGUGACAAACAGACUCUCAAAAAAAGAGGAUUUGGCUUUGUCUAUUUUGAAGAUAAUGACUCUGCCGACAAAGCAGUGGUGCUGAAGUUCCACACAAUCAAUGGGCACAAAGUGGAGGUGAAGAAGGCCCUCACCAAGCAAGAGAUGCAGUCAGCCGGUGGUCGGGGAAGAGGCGGGCGAGGAAUGAGAGGGUCUCAAAAUGGCUACGACGGCGGAAGAGGUGGCGGCUACGGCAACUAUGGCGAAUGGAUAGAUGACACAUUCUUCUUCAUAAAUCCUGCUGGUUGAUGAGGAUCUCAAGGGAUUGAUUGGAUCAAGAUGAGGAAAGUUCCUAUAAGGAGGGAAACCCUGUUUAUGGCACUGGAACGGCUAUGGUGACUUUACUUUUUGUACUCAUUUACUUAUUAGAGGAAUUCUAUUUACAUACAUGUAAUUGGAUAUGACCUACACAAUUAUAUUCAUUCAGUGUUUAUUUUCAGUCAAGGAACUUCUGUAUGUUUUUGUCUUCAGCCUAAGGAGGGCAGCAUUUCUUUGCUGAUAAAUGGUGAAUGACUAUCUGGUUUAAAAUGUUAAAUUGCCAGUGGAUAGUAACUGGAUACUGCAUGGCUUUUAGAAAUUGUUUUAAUGGUGAUCUAAUCCAAAAAAAAUUGACAGGUGUGACCCUGGACUGUGCUGAUCCAGCUCCAGUGGUCCUGUCAUUACAGGAUGAAGAAUGUCUGUGAAAAAUGCGGGUGUUUUGAAGGACCUCUGGCCUAAUAUCCACCUGUUAGGAAGGUUGAAACUUUCAAUGAAUCAUUAAGAUAUGUAUCCUUGUUUUGUAUUCCAGUUUGUGGAAUCACAUACUGCUUGUUCUGUACUGUUAUAUUUGUUUGUGGAUUCAGUAAAUAUAUUUUGUUUUAAACCU
Oncorhynchus mykiss (rainbow trout) is the source of this 1360-nucleotide messenger RNA. RefSeq names its product Heterogeneous nuclear ribonucleoprotein A0 (gene roa0). Gene Ontology annotation, biological process: mRNA splicing, via spliceosome. Gene Ontology annotation, cellular component: catalytic step 2 spliceosome. NCBI's taxonomy places the organism in Eukaryota, Metazoa, Chordata, Actinopteri, Salmoniformes, Salmonidae. Gene Ontology annotation, molecular function: mRNA 3'-UTR binding. The record is from RefSeq and is marked provisional.